This is a messenger RNA of Python bivittatus (Burmese python), 5261 nucleotides long. The record is from RefSeq and is a predicted model, not a curated record. NCBI's taxonomy places the organism in Eukaryota, Metazoa, Chordata, Lepidosauria, Squamata, Pythonidae.
AUGGCAGCAAUUCUUUACACAUGGGACUCCAAGGGUGUUCUUAAUGGAGAAGCAGAGACUCUUACUAGGCAAGUAGAAGCAGCAGAUAAACAGGUUCUCAGCCAUGUACGGUUUGAAGGUGACAACCAGCACCUUGAAUCUCACUUCAGUGCAGUAGGGGUUAUAGAUUGCUACUUGCUGGAAAUCUUGCUAGAAAUAUUUAUUUGCCAAAAUAUGACUUUGAGAAAAUGUCCACCACUCAGAAAGCUCUUCUUUACAGACUAUGGAAACGUUGCUAAAAUUGAGAGAUGUGAUAUGGAUGGCAUGAACAGAACAAGGAUAGUAAUAUCUAAAAUAGAGCAACCCACUGCUCUUACACUUGACCUUGUCAGCAAAUACGUUUACUGGAUAGAUGUUUAUCUUGACUCUGUAGGAGUGGUUGACUACCAAGGACGUAACAGGCAAACUAUAAUUGAAGGCCAACUAGUGACUCAGCUAUAUGGGUUAGCAGUAUUUGAAGACUAUUUGUAUGCAACAAAUUCAGACAACUUCAGUGUUAUACAAAUUAACAGAUUUAAUAGCAGAGAUACAAAGUUUUUAAUGAGAUUUGAAAAUGCUAAAGAUAUCCUUGUUUACCACAAGAGAAUACAGCCAACAGUCAGAAGCCACGCAUGUGAAGUAGACCAACAUGGAAGGCCAGGUAGAUGUUCACACAUCUGUUUACUCAGCAGCAGCUAUAAAAGCAGAACUUGUCGCUGCAAGAUGGGCUUUGUCUUGGGAAGUGAUGGCAGAUCAUGCAAAAGACUAAAGAAUGAGUUGUUCCUGUUUUAUGGAAAGGGACGCCCAGGCAUCAUACAAGGAAUGGAUCUAAAUACCAAAGUAGUUGAUGAACAUAUGAUCCCUAUAGAAAAUUUGGUCAAUCCUCGAGCUUUGGAUUAUCAUGCCGAAACCAACUACAUAUACUUUGCGGACACUACCAGUUUCUUGAUAGGACGUCAAAAGGUUGAUGGCUCAGGGCGUGAGACAAUCCUGAAGGAUGAUCUCGAUAAUGUAGAAGGCAUUGCAAUAGACUGGAUUGGAAAUAAUCUGUUUUGGACAAAUGAUGGUUACAGGAAAACAAUUAAUGUUGCCAGGUUAGAGAAAGCUUCUCAGAGUCGUAAAACUCUACUGGAAGGGGACAUGUCUCACCCUCGAGGAAUUGUUGUGGAUCCUGUUAAUGGCUGGAUGUAUUGGACAGACUGGGAAGAAGAUGAAAUAGACGAUAGUGUGGGAAGAAUUGAGAAAGCAUGGAUGGAUGGUGACAACCGUCAAAUAUUUGUGACAUUAAAGAUGUUAUGGCCAAAUGGAUUAACUUUGGAUUAUCAGAGUAAUAUAUUGUACUGGUGUGAUGCCUAUUACGAUCACAUUGAAAGAAUAUAUCUGAAUGGAACCAACCGCAAGGUGGUCUACAGUGGAAAAGAAUUGAAUCAUCCAUUUGGACUAUCACAUCAUAGAAAUUAUAUUUUCUGGACAGAUUAUAUGAAUGGCUCUAUUUUCCAACUGGAUUUGAUGGCUAGAAAUGUGACACUUCUGAAAAGUGAGAGAUCCCCUCUGUUUGGGCUGCAGAUUUAUGAUCCCCAGAAGCAACAAGGUGACAACGCAUGCCGUAUUAAUAAUGGAGGCUGCAGUACCCUGUGUUUAGCGGUACCUGGAGGCAGAAUGUGCGCUUGUGCUGAUAAUCAGCAUUUGGAGGAAAACAGUACAACCUGCACGCUUAAUUCUGAAGAAGUGUUACCCAAGUUAUGCAAAGUGGGUGAAUUUCAAUGUAGGAACAAGCGCUGUAUCCAAGGUCAUUGGCUGUGUGAUGGUGACAAUGAUUGCCUGGACGGCUCCGAUGAGCAUUCAGAGAUUUGCCUUAAUCAUAGUUGUCCUGACAAUCAGUUUAAGUGUCGUAAUAACCGUUGCAUCCCUAAGAGAUGGCUUUGUGAUGGAGCAAAUGAUUGUGGUAACAAUGAAGAUGAAUCAAAUGAAACUUGUGCAGCAAGAACAUGUCAAGUGGAUCAGUUUUCCUGUGUGAAUGGACGCUGUAUUCCAAGUUCAUGGUUGUGUGAUCAAGAGGAUGAUUGUGGUGAUCAGUCAGAUGAAACAGCAUCUUGUGAAUUCCCAACCUGUGACCCACUGGUUCAUUUUAUAUGUAAUAAUGGAAGAUGUAUUAGUAGCAAGUGGCAUUGUGAUGCAGAUAAUGACUGUGGUGAUGGGAGUGAUGAGCUGGGCUGUCUUCAUUCAUGUUUUGACAACCAGUUCAGGUGCUCUACUGGCCGGUGCAUUCCAGGUCACUGGACUUGUGAUGGAGACAAUGACUGUGGAGAUUUCAGUGAUGAAACUAAGCCAAAUUGCACCAAGGAAGUUAUAGCCUCUCUUGGGAGAUGCAAUGGGAAAGAAUUUCAGUGCUACCCAGAUAGAAACUGCAUUCCUGAACUCUGGCGCUGUGAUGGAGAAAAGGACUGUGAAGAUGGCAGUGAUGAAAAGAGUUGUAACGGAACUAUACGACCAUGUGAUGACAAAACAAAGUUUUCCUGCAAGGCCACAGGGAGAUGCAUUAGCAAAGCUUGGCUGUGUGAUGGAGACAUUGAUUGUGAGGAUCAGUCUGAUGAAGAUAAUUGUGAAGGCUAUAUGUGUGGGCCACCAAAAUAUCCAUGUGCUAAUGACACUUCCAUCUGUCUGCAGCCUGAAAAGCUCUGCAAUGGGAUAAGAGAUUGCCCUGAUGGAUCUGAUGAAGAUGAUCUUUGUGAAGAAUGUUCACUUAACAACGGUGGGUGCAGCCACCAGUGUUCAGUAGUUCCUGGAGGCAGAAUUGUAUGUUCAUGCCCCCCAGGACUGUACUUAAAUUCAGACAAUAAGACCUGUGAAUAUGUAGAUUAUUGCACCAAACAUCAGAAGUGCAGCCAAGUAUGUGAACAGCAUAAAAAUGCUGUUAAGUGCUCCUGUUAUGAAGGUUGGAAACUCAGUAAAGAUGGUGAAAGCUGUGCUAAUAUUGAUCCUUUUGAAGCUUUCAUCAUUUUCUCUAUUCGGCAUGAGAUCAGAAGAAUUGAUCUGCAGAAACGAGACUAUAGCCUAUUAGUUCCUGGUUUAAGAAAUACAAUAGCACUUGAUUUUCACUUCAAUCAAAGCUUACUAUACUGGACAGAUGUGGUAGAAGAUAAAAUUUACAGAGGCAAGCUUUCUGAAACUGGAGGCGUAAGUUCUGUUGAAAUUGUGGUCCAACAUGGUUUAGCUACUCCAGAAGGUCUUACUGUGGACUGGAUUGCUGAAAAUAUAUAUUGGAUAGACAGCAAUCUGGAUCAAAUUGAAGUGGCUAAAUUAGAUGGUACACUGAGGACAACACUAAUAGCAGGUGCAAUGGAACAUCCUAGAGCUAUUGCUUUGGAUCCCAGAUAUGGAAUUCUGUUUUGGACAGACUGGGAUGCUAAUUUUCCUCGCAUUGAAUCUGCUUCCAUGAGUGGAGCAGGAAGAAAGAUCAUAUAUAAAGACAUGGAUAGUGGAGCAUGGCCUAAUGGUCUUACAGUUGAUCAUUUUGAAAAACGAAUAGUUUGGACAGAUGCUAGGUCAGAUGCUAUUUAUUCAGCACUGUAUGAUGGAACUGGCAUGAUUGAAAUUAUACGAGGGCAUGAAUAUCUUUCUCACCCCUUUGCUGUCUCUUUGUUUGGGAGUGAAGUGUAUUGGACAGACUGGAGGACAAACACGUUAUCUAAAGCAAAUAAAUGGACAGGUCAAAAUGUUAGUGUGAUACAAAAAACCAGUGCACAACCUUUUGAUCUUCAGAUUUAUCAUCCAAGUCGUCAACCCCAAGCUCCUAAUCCUUGUGCUGCUAACAAUGGCAGAGGCCCUUGCUCUCAUAUGUGCCUGAUCAAUCAUAACAGAAGUGCUGCUUGUGCAUGUCCUCAUCUAAUGAAACUGGCUGCAGACAGAAAGACAUGUUAUGAAAUGAAAAAAUUCCUUCUUUAUGCAAGACAUUCAGAAAUAAGAGGUGUUGACAUAGAGAAUCCAUACUUCAAUUAUAUAACAGCAUUUACAGUUCCUGAUAUUGAUGAUGUAACAGUUGUAGAUUUUGAUGCAGUGGAAGAACGUUUAUACUGGACUGAUGUGAAAACACAAACUAUAAAACGGGCCUUUAUUAAUGGGACUGGCUUAGAAACUGUUGUAUCAAGAGAUAUUCAAAGCAUUCGUGGACUGGCUGUGGAUUGGUUAUCACGUAAUUUAUACUGGAUUAGCUCAGAAUUUGAUGAAACACAAAUUAAUGUGGCACAUUUAGAUGGCUCUUUAAAAACUUCAAUUAUACAUGGAAUUGAUAAACCACAAUCUCUUGCAGUUUAUCCAGCUAAAGGGAAACUUUAUUGGACUGAUGGGAACACCAUUAACAUGGCAAAUAUGGAUGGCAGCAACAGUAAAAUACUACUACAGAAUCAAAAAGACCCAGUUGGUUUAUGCAUAGAUUAUGUAGAGAAUAAGCUUUAUUGGAUCAGUUCAGGCAAUGGAACUAUAAACCGAUGCAACUUGGAUGGUGACAAUUUUGAAGUAAUAGAUUCAAUGAAAGAAGAACUAACCAAAGCUACAGCCUUAACCAUAAUGGAUAAGAAGUUAUGGUGGGCAGACCAUAACUUAGGCCAACUGGGCAUCUGCAAUAAAAAAGAUGGAAGGAAUCCCACAGUUUUGCGAAACAAAACUUCAGGAGUUGUACAUAUGAAAGUGUAUGACAAAGCAGGACAGCAAGAUUGCAAAGGUAGCAAUUCUUGUCAAGUCAAUAAUGGAGGAUGUUCUCAACUUUGUUUACCAACCUCAGAAUCCACUCGAACAUGCUUGUGUACUGUAGGCUAUAAUCUUCAGAAAAACCGUAUGUCAUGUCAAGGUGUAGAGUCAUUUCUCAUGUAUUCUAUUCAUGAAGGAAUCAGGGGAAUUCCUCUUGAUCCAAAUGAUAAAACAGAUGCAUUAAUGCCUAUAACAGGAACUUCAUUUGCUGUUGGUAUAGAUUUUCAUGCAGGAAAUGAUACAAUCUACUGGACUGACAUGGGAUUCAAUAAAAUAAGCAGAGCUAGCAGAGAUCAGACAUGGAAGGAAGAUAUCAUAACAAAUGGUCUGGGAAGAGUGGAAGGCAUUGCAGUGGAUUGGAUAGUGGGUAAUAUAUAUUGGACAGAUCAUGGCUUCAACUUUAUUGAAGUUUCCAGGCUUAAUGGCUCUUUUCGCUAUGUUGUCAUAUCUCAGGGACUGGAUCAGCCAAGAUCUAUAGCAGUGCACCCAGGAAAAGG